AUGGCGGAUGAGAGGGAAAAGCAGGUUUACUUGGCCAAGCUCUCCGAGCAAACCGAACGAUACGAUGAAAUGGUUGAGGCGAUGAAGAAAGUUGCUCAGCUUGAUGUGGAGCUCACCGUAGAGGAGAGGAAUCUUGUAUCUGUAGGGUACAAGAACGUGAUUGGAGCUAGGAGAGCUUCAUGGAGAAUACUAUCCUCCAUUGAGCAGAAGGAAGAGUCCAAGGGAAAUGACGAAAAUGUCAAGAGGCUCAAGAAUUACCGAAAGAGGGUCGAAGAUGAGCUUGCCAAAGUUUGCAAUGACAUCUUGUCUGUCAUCGAUAAGCAUCUCAUCCCGUCGUCUAACGCUGUGGAGUCAACUGUCUUUUUCUACAAAAUGAAAGGAGACUAUUACCGUUAUCUGGCAGAGUUCAGUUCUGGUACUGAACGCAAGGAGGCUGCAGAUCAGUCUCUUGAGGCAUAUAAGGCUGCUGUUGCUGCUGCAGAGACUGGUUUGGCACCAACACAUCCAGUUAGACUUGGCUUGGCGUUGAACUUCUCUGUUUUCUACUAUGAGAUCUUAAACUCUCCUGAAAGUGCAUGCCAAUUGGCUAAACAAGCAUUCGACGAUGCAAUUGCUGAACUCGACAGCCUCAACGAGGAAUCGUACAAGGACAGCACUCUUAUUAUGCAGCUACUUAGAGACAAUCUCACCUUGUGGACUUCUGACCUCCCUGAUGAAGUUGAGGAGCGAUCCAAAGGUGAUGAGCCUCAAGAAGAGAAUUGA
Microthlaspi erraticum is the source of this 762-nucleotide messenger RNA. The record is from the annotation of a GenBank genome assembly. NCBI's taxonomy places the organism in Eukaryota, Viridiplantae, Streptophyta, Magnoliopsida, Brassicales, Brassicaceae.